CGAUAUUUUUUUCCACCUCUACUACAAUUUCUGUUUAUUUAUUAAGAGAAAAACAAACAUGGACGCGAGUGUGAUAGAAAUUAAUGAUUCGGUAAUAACAAUAGAGAGCGAUGCUGACGUCGAAGAUGGCGAAGUGAAUGAUACUGAUGUUGAGAUCAUAAACCUAACCGCCAAUUCACAAUCACCCUCGAACCCUCCACAAAGCAAUACAACAACCACAAACGAGCACUUGGAGGAAUCAGAGCCGCCAAUCUUUGAGGUAACGUUUAAGAAUAAAAUUGACUAUGAGAGACUGCAUGAUCGCGUCCUGCAAGGACUGAAAAAAACGUUUGCCGCGAACGAAUUUGAAUUCAAAACAAAUGAAGCGAUAACGAGGAUUGGCGCCUUUAUCAGGACGCCUACGCCGCUGCCCGAUAACGAUCUGUUCAUGAUCGAUACAGCACCGUCGAGCAAACUGAAUGCCGCACAGGUGCCGUCGUACAAACGAACACACACCGAUGUUCUUGACGAGGAUACGGCGAACAGGAAACGCCUCAAAGCGGAGGCAGUGAACAAAUGCUUUCGCCCUAAAGUGCAAUCGGCAUGCUUCAAUUGCGGCGGGACAGAUCAUUCGUUGCGUGAGUGCACACGUCCCCGCAAUCAGUCGAGGAUACAGCGAGCGCGUAAGAAGAACACACGAACGGAGCGUUAUCAUGUGGACACAGAGCAGCGAUUUGCGCACAUUCGGCCGGGCAGGAUCAGCACCAAGACGCGUCAUGCGAUGGGCUACAGUCGCGGCGAGUUGCCAUUUAUGUUCUAUCGCAUGCGUGUGCUGGGCUAUCCGCCCGCUUGGCUGGAGGAGGCCAAGGUCCAGAGCUCGGGUAUAACGCUCUUCAAUGCCGAUGGCACAGAAGUCCAGGGACCUGAGGAGGAAGAGGGCGAAGCGGACAGCUUCAAGUAUGAUGUGAAUAAAAUAAUUGAUUUUCCUGGCUAUAAUGCGGAACCCGGCUCCAAAUUUUACGAUGAUUUUCAACAUCACAAUGUGCCCCACUUCCAAGAGCAUCAGCUGAAGAGCAACUUUAUCAAGUCACUGGGUGAAAACAUUAUCAAAGGCUACAAACGCAAGAAGCUCAUCGAUUUGCCCACGCCACACGAUACACAACAAACAAGCCUGGAGGACAGUACAAAUUUGGUAGCACAGGACAUGGAACUGGAAGAUGACGAGGUGCACGAUGCAAUGCAGCCUCCGCUGCCUGCUGAGCCCAGUUUACCAGCGCCGCCACCGCCACCCGCAGAGCCAGAAGAUUCCGCCCCGCAACGCAGAUCAUCGCCCACGCUCGAGGAUCUGAAGGCGCAACAGGAAGAACUGCUGCAGCAGCUGGAGUCCAAUACCUCAUUGAACACAAGCAGUCCCAGCACUUCCCAAGUGGAAGAAGAAUCUCCUGCUGCACUUGUUAAACCCGCUGUAUUUAGAGCCUCCAUUCAGGGCACGCCCAUUCUGAAGUUCUCCGAGUUUGAUAAGCUGCCCGAGGGAGAUAAAUUCAAGGCGGGAAUUAGCGAUGUCAUAAAUUUUGAGAAUUUGCCCGAUUCAACGGGCAAAUAUGAGCAGAUGAAGGGGCUCCUCAAGGAUGUGCGUCACAAGAUGGAGAAACUGCAAAACGCCGACGAUUGAGCCGCGCUCGACAGACAACUAUGGCAAUUUUAAUAUGUAAAUAAGAGCAUUUUUAAUUAAGAUUUUGGAUUAAGCCAAAGUUUAUUCACCAAUUCAAUUCAAUAUGAUAUUGCACAUGAAAACCAUGCUGUAUAAUGUGUAUAUAUGUAAUAUGCUAAUAUACGAUUACAAGUAUAGUAUACACAUCUGCAGACAAAUAUAUAUAGUAUAUAUAAAUGUAUUGUAUGUAGUAAGUUUGUACAAAAUUUGAUAUUUGAGUAAAUGAGACAGAGAUUUGCAUCGUCAAUUGAACUAAACA
This is a messenger RNA of Drosophila albomicans, 1949 nucleotides long. Its product is annotated as zinc finger CCHC domain-containing protein 8 homolog. The record is from RefSeq and is a predicted model, not a curated record. The coding region runs from base 59 to 1651 and encodes 530 amino acids. Lineage: Eukaryota; Metazoa; Arthropoda; Insecta; Diptera; Drosophilidae. The transcript is spliced from 4 exons. Gene Ontology annotation, cellular component: catalytic step 2 spliceosome. Gene Ontology annotation, molecular function: zinc ion binding; RNA binding.